AUGGCGGUGUUUGUAGAUCUCGACGACGAUGACGUCGACCUUCCUCAGCAGGGCCUGAACGGGAUGAAGCCCGUGUGGAACGGCACACUACCCUCAGAAACCUCGACAAGAAGCCCCUUGAAGGAUGAUGGGCACAGUCUUCAAGGCCCGGACCCCUCAGACAGUAUCCAUCGCGAGGAGGGCGCUCACGAGCGCGCUGUCCGAGAGAUUUACCCGAACUCCAUGACAGUGGCCCUGGGAUGCUAUCCUAUCGUCAUAGCCAUAGCCUCGCAGCUUGACCUCAACGACCUCGACAGUCUCUCCCACGUCUGCCGCGGCAUUCACAACAGCCUGCUCCAGAACUGGUCAAUACUGGUCAAGUCAAGCCUCCACUGCUCCAAUGACGACCUGCCGGUCGACCCUGAUUCUACGCUACGGUAUCGAGCCAGAGCAGGCAACUGGUUCUACAUGGAAGACACAACUCGCAGUGCGCAGUACAACGGCAAGGCCGGUAGCUGUGCGCGAGAUCUGGUCUCCGACUGUCGCAGAUGCGGUACGGUGGUCUGCAGGAACUGUGCGAUUAAACCACCAGCCCCCGCCGUCCUCCGCGACAGACACCGCCGGCUCUGCCUCCCCUGCCAGAAAGCCCCGAUUGACCGUCUUAUGAAGCCAGCCGUCCAGGGCAGAGGCAUGUCCUUGACCUCGCACACGAUGCAACAGGCAGUAUGUAUGAUCUGGAAAUGGCGGACCCAGUAUGGUGAGGUUCUCGGUGGCCUGGGCACCGGUAUCGGCGACGCUGAUCGCGGUGUCGAGUGCGCCAGGGCCAAGGACUGCAUCAGUGGGAAGUUCAUUGAGCACGAGACAGACUGCGACGCCGAUGACGCGCGCGAGGCUGAAGAUCUUGCUGCGGGAUAUUCGUCCGGUGGGACGCCGCCAGUGAGCCUGUACAGCGGGUCUCAUUCGUGGUCAAGCAGCCACAGCAGCCUGCACAGCAGCUCCCCCACGCCGGGCAGUCUUUUAGACCCUAGUCUGGCACUCGGUACCACUACCUCGAGGACGCCGUCGCCAGCCGUCGGGCCAGGGUAUGCCAGGCAUGAGGUGGAGGGGAUCGGUAACAAGAUCAAGACCGUGAAAGUGUCUAUGGUCCGCGUGGGAGGGGGUGUACCCGAGUGGAAGGAUGAGAAGGCCUCUGGCCAGACCCUACGUCGAGAGGUCUCGGGCGAGGUCAGGAGCUGGUGCGGCUGGUGCAACCGGGUGAUCCCAGGGAGGAAGGAUUUCGAGGCUGAAAAGGCCCGCCGGGAUCUUAUAACGGCUACAGACGCGUCAUGA
Cryphonectria parasitica EP155 is the source of this 1308-nucleotide messenger RNA. RefSeq lists its product as uncharacterized. The transcript has 4 exons. The record is from RefSeq and is a predicted model, not a curated record. NCBI's taxonomy places the organism in Eukaryota, Fungi, Ascomycota, Sordariomycetes, Diaporthales, Cryphonectriaceae. The coding region runs from base 1 to 1308 and encodes 435 amino acids.